Molecule: messenger RNA, 4904 nt
Organism: Pogona vitticeps (central bearded dragon)
Lineage: Eukaryota; Metazoa; Chordata; Lepidosauria; Squamata; Agamidae
Source: RefSeq, a predicted model, not a curated record
CGUCUGCCUCCCCUGAAACGCCCCCCUUCCUCGCCCUCCGGCUGUCGGUGGGGCUUCAGGGACCACGAAAUGGAGGGUGUUGUUUUUUCAAAGUUGGGAGGCAUGCAGGCAGAAGAAGAGCUCUCAGGGUGGGCAAACUAGGCUUCUUCUCCAAGCCCUCAGAAAGGAAGGGAAGGGCAGUGAUGUUUUACUUCGGUUUCCUGUGGACGAAGCCGAGGAAGGAUCUUGGCGCUCGCCUUUGACAAGAUUAGGAGCAACAGAAAGCCCCCUUUCUAGAGAAGGAGUAAAUGGGGAGAGGAAGUGGUGACGUCUUUCGCCGGAAAUGCUCCUUCCCCCAGCUAAGUAUUUCCUACACCGGAAGCGGGCAAUGUGUAUAUAGGGAUUUAAAAAAAUUAAAAAAUUUUCUGGACUACAGUUAUUCUUCUAGGGCGGUGGUUAGGCCUUUGCGAAGGGUAGUCUAAAAAAGUAACGUUUUCGGAGAAGCUUUCUGGUGGGGUUGUAUCUCGAGCUCCAAACCUGUCGUUUUUUUAAAAAAAAUACUACUACUCCCAGAAUUCUCCGCCAGCAGAGUCAGUGACUGCGAUGAUGGUUGUAGUCAAAACAGUUAAACCGUGGAGUGAACGUAUCAAGAACUUGGAGACGUUAUACUGGUGGACUAAAACACCUGUAGUCGAGCCGGGUAGGGAUUGAGGGAUUUGUAGUAGGGAAACAACUGGGACUUUCCAGGCUGUGUUUGCCCACCCCUGCCGGAAGAGACUCGGGCGUUGGCUUGGCCGGAAAGGAACGGCGUUACAUUCCAGAGUGGGGGAACGAAGGUGGGCUGGAGGAGCCACGCCCUCCAGGGCGAAAGGAGCUCCUCUGCAAAGCCUUGUCCUCCUCUCUGGCAGAGCAAAGGCGUUACUUUUUCCUCCUGAGGAGAGUUGGACUGAUUCUGAAUUGAUCUUCUGCAGUCUUCUUCUGAAUUUUGAGAAUCUGCUCAUCAAAAUAGGAUUUUUCCAGCAUGGAAGACAAACAUUUCCUCACAGAAGGUCAUACAUGUUAUGUCAGAAAGAGAAGUGGAAUGGCUUGGUUUUCUUCAGCAUAUUAAUUGGUGACAGAAUCGGCCGCCCCACUGAUGUUUGUGAAGGAAAGAUGUCAGAGAGAAGAAAGAAAACAGGAGGACUUCAUAUGCCAGAGGAAAGCGGUGAAUAUUCAGAUACGAAGGAGGGUUUUGAAAAUCAAGAAGAAAUGAAGAAGCUUGGAGGAAAUCAAGUAGAUGAGAAGAUGGAAGAAUCCAUUUCUUGUCUAGAGAACGUCCAUCAGAAAACAUGCAAAGAAGAGCAUUUCCCUGAGGGUGGGGAAAUCUUUUCCCAUAAAUCAGCACUUGAUCACCAUGGGAAGAUUUACAAAGAGGAGAAACGGCUUACAUGCGUUGAACGCAGAAAGACUUUCAAUCAAUCUGCAAAGCUUACUGAACAUCUUGAUAUCCACAUAGGCAAAAAACCAUUUGAAUGCAAGGAGUGUGGGAAAACUUUCAAGUGGAAAAGAUCCCUUAUUUGCCAUCAAAGCGUACAUACAGAACAGAAGCCCUUCGAAUGCCUGGAGUGUGGGAAAACCUUUGGACUGAGAGCACAUCUUACAACCCAUGAAAGAAUUCACUCAGGGGAGAAGCCGUUUAAAUGUCUGGAAUGUGGAAAAAGCUUCAGUCAAUCUACAAACCUUGCUACACAUCAAAGGACCCACACAGGCGAGAAACCAUUUGAAUGCCUGGAGUGUGGGAAAACCUUUGGACUGAGAACACAUCUUACAACCCAUGAAAGAAUUCAUUCCGGAGAAAAGCCGUUCAAAUGCCUGGAGUGUGGAAAGAGUUUCAAUCAGUCUGGAAGCUUUGCUAGGCAUUACAGGACCCACACGGGUGAGAAGCCAUUUGAAUGCCUGGAGUGCGGGAAAAGCUUUAGACUGAAAGAAAGUCUUACUACCCAUGAAAGAAUUCACUCAGGAGAGAAUCCAUUUACAUGUGUAGAGUGUGGAAAGAGUUUCAGUCAACGUGUGAGCCUUGUUAAACACCUUACUACUCACACAGAUGAGAAACCAUUUAAAUGCCUGGAGUGUGGGAAAAUCUUUAGACUAAAAGAACAUCUUGCUACCCAUAAAAGAAUUCACUCAGUGGAGAAGUCACUUAAAUGUCUGGAAUGCGGAAAGAGUUUCAGUCGACAUGCAGACUUUGUUACACACCACAGAAUCCACACAGGCAAGAAGCCAUUUGAAUGCCCCGAGUGUGGGAAGACCUUUGGACUGAGAGGACAUCUUACAACCCAUGAAAGAAUUCACUCAGGGGAGAAGCCAUUUGAAUGUCUGGAGUGUGGAAAAAGCUUCAGUCAACGUGCACAUCUUGCUAAACAUUUCAAUACCCACACAGGUGAGAAGCCAUUUCAGUGCCUGGAGUGUGGAAAGCGUUUCAGUGAACGUGCAAACCUUGCUAAACACCAUAGAACCCACACAGGCGAGAAGCCCUUUGAAUGCCUGGAGUGUGGGAAAACCUUUAGACUGAGAGAAAGUCUUACUACCCAUGGAAGAAUUCAUUCAGGGGAGAAGCCGUUUACAUGCCUGGAGUGUGGAAAGGGUUUUGGUUGGUCUGCAAACCUUGCUAGACAUCAGAGGACUCACACGGGCGAGAAGCCCUUUGAAUGCCUGGAGUGUGGGAAAACCUUUAGACUGAGAGAAAGUCUUACUACCCAUGGAAGAAUUCAUUCAGGGGAGAAGCCGUUUACAUGCCUGGAGUGUGGGAAGAGUUUCAGUCGACAGGCAGACUUUGCUACACACCACAGGACCCACACAGGCGAGAAGCCGUUUGAAUGCCUGGCGUGCGGGAAGACCUUUAGGUUGAAAGGACAUCUUACAACCCAUGAAAGAAUUCACUCAGGAGAGAAGCCACUUAAAUGACAGAAGUUUGGAAAGAUUCUCCAUCAGAAAGAAGCCCUUUCUUUGCAUCAUAUGAUACAAAGAGGUGAGAAACUACUUGAAUGCCAAGAGCAUGGGAAGACGUUCAGAAAACAAGGUGCUCUAGCCUGCCCAUUCAGAAUGUGGAGAAAUCCUAUGAAUGUCUGGAAUGUGGAAAGAGUAUGCAAAGAAUUCACAGUGGGAGAAACCCUACAAAUGGAUUUCAUUACUUUUUGUCAGAAUAGUCAUAACCGUAAUUAUCUUGUGUUGUCAAGUCAGUUCUAAUUUACGGUAACCCAUUCCAGAGUAGAAAGAACAUCCUUCCCAGACGGACCACAGUGAAGACUGCACUGGUCUUGCCCCUGAUGCGCUUUCAUGAUCUGAAGGGUGCAGUGCUUACUGGGAGCUGUCAGGAUUCCCUGAAAGAACCACAUUGGUCAGAAAAUAUGGCAACAUACUUCCACUGUGUUCCCAGUCAGGGGGCCACAAACAGGACUUUCAAUGUGAUGGCGGAAGGGACCAUGGCAAAUCCUUAUUAUAGGCUGAUUUUCAUGAUGUAAGGUUGCCUUCUCUUGUUGAAGUGAGGAAUCUUGCAUCAUGUAAACUUUAAAAUACGGGUCAUCUUUUGUGCAAACAAAGCUGUGUAGAUUUAUGGAGCAUAGAUAUCCUCCAACCAUGUAACUUAAUAUCAGUAACCAUAGUACAAUGAAAUUCCAAGGGUCUUGUCUGUUCAAGGUGAUUCUGGUAGGACCUAGAAUUCUGAGACUUCAUCAGUGAGAAUAAGUAGUUUUUUAUGCUGCUUUUGUGUCUUCCUUGACCCAAAUUAAGUACAUGCUGUUGCACAGCUCUGCAUGAAUAGUGGGGGUGUUGUCAUUAACAGCAGCAAAUCACCACUGAUUAAAGGGUUCAUUGGUGAUUUCAGGGUGCUUGUGACUUUGUUGCAUUGUGUAUCUGUCACAUUCACCCUGAAAAUAUCUGGAAGAUAUGGACUCCUUAAUACCGCCCCCCCCAAGGAUCACAUGUUUUAUGUUUACCUGGUCAGGAGGCAUAUUUUGAUAAGGAAUUCCACAUAUUGACUGUAAGAUGAAUGAUUUCGCAAUUCUGCUUUGUGGCUGAAUUAUCUUCAGACCAUGGCUUUUUUGUUUUUCUUUUUUUCUCUCUCUCCUUUUCAUCUCUGCUUCUUCUCUGCCAUUGGUAACAUUACAGGAACAUUAAAAGCAAGAGUGGAGAGUUGGUGUGAAUUUCUAUAGGAUAAAAAGAUCCAGUGCCAUGAGUAUCGGACUUGGGCUCGGGAGAUCUGGCUUCAAAUACUGUACCCAUUUCGCCAUGGAAGCUCUCUGGGGUGGAGAAUAGCAAUCAGAAACUACUUCUUGAACACCUUGCAUAACUAAAAACUUACUAGAAUCACACUAAAUUGGAAAUGACGUGACACAGGACAACCAUAACAAAAAGAGUGAAGAAAUUAAAAGCCAUUAAUUCUAUUCCAUUUCUCCAUUGCUUCUUUUUCCUUUUAGAAAUUUCUUGUUUGCAACUUGGGGCAAGACUGCUAAAAGGCUAGAAACAUAACGAGAUUUAACAAGAGGACAAGUGGAAGCUUAGGAGGAAAUCUGGUAUUUUAGAAAGAGAACUCUGAUUAAUUUCCCUAGUGUUUUAAAAAAAAUAGUCCUAUGUUGCUGUAAUCCAUUUUUCAUUAAAUCAUUGCAUGUUAUCUGAAAUGUACUCUUUUUGCUGCGAGCAUUGUCAUUUUUGCAUUUUGAGUCUAUUGCAUAGAAUAAUUUUUUAAAUCUAAAUAAACCUUUCAGCUUUAUUACGUAUGUUAAUAGCCUUUGGCCAUCUCUAAGUACAGCGUGGGCUAAACGGAGAACUCCAUUUUUACAGGUGUGUCCACCAAAUUUCUGUGGGACAGACAGCUAUGAGAUUGCACAGGACAAUGUUCAUUCUAUCUAAUGCGUUAUACCAAUUAUAUUAAAGAGUAAGAGACACUA